This is a messenger RNA of Symbiodinium natans, 2577 nucleotides long. The record is from the annotation of a GenBank genome assembly. NCBI's taxonomy places the organism in Eukaryota, Dinophyceae, Suessiales, Symbiodiniaceae.
AUGGGGCUCAUUGCUGGCGCCGUGGCGGUCUUCCUCCUGGACUCUGUCUUCGUCCUCGCACGAGUGCUCUUCUCAUCGCGCUGUGGAGCAGUCGACCUGCUCUUGCUUGCGGGCCGUCUGGUGGGGGGUUCCUUCCUUGCGGCUCUGGCGUUGCGCCUCGUCAAGGGCCGGCCCUUGCUCGAUGUAGAGCUCAACUCCAACGUCUCCGAGCAGCAGCAGCAGUUGAAGCGCAAAGAAAAGGGAGAGAAGUGGUCCAGCCUCUUGCUGUUCCUUGCGUUCUUCUACCUCAGCGCUUGCUCCUUACGGGUUGCCUUGGAGGUAGUGACCGUGGACGUUUCCAGCUUCUGGAACAGCCUUUGGGUGGUUAUCGAGAUUUUGAGCUUGCCCAUCAUGCAGCUGGAGUUUGUUUUCAUCAAAGGUUUGGUUGAGGAGAUGAGUGCAGGGGACGGUGUGAAGCUGUCCCUUCACGAGCACCUCCUCUACUGGAAUGAUGUUGAGAACAAGGGCUUCGUGGAGUGCUCCGUUUGCAAUGAGAAGGUGGGUGAGCGAACUGGGGGUUUCUUGGUGGUGCAGUGUCGACAGUGUACGGGAAAUGAGUGGGGGCAUGGCGGCUUUCAGGUGUGCACCUGCUGCUUCCGAAAGAAUGCACGAGGAGGGAGUGCAGGUGGUCUGCUUCGGGGCGACAAAGGACCCAAGCACAUGGCACGCCUCACAGUGAUGCAAUACAUCCGUCGCCUUGCUGCGCAGGUUCAGGUUUCCACGCUGGCGAUGGUGGCAAUCAGUGUUGCUUGCAGUCAGUCCCUGAACGCGUAUAUUCCCAAGACUCAGGGAGACAUCAUCACUGCCCUGACAACUGGCUCAAAGGACAGUUUCGAUCACUACCUCACAGACUUUGCAUGCCUGGUGGUAGCGCAGGCAGUGGCGGCAACAGCCUUGAGCGUUACCAGCAGAGCUCUCAGCGCACGCCUUUUCUCCGACAUGUCCAUCAAACUCUUUGCCUCGCUGCUGAAACAGGACAUCGCCUUCUAUGACCACACCAUGACGGGGCAGAUGAGCGCACGCUUAUUCAAUGACAUGCGACAGGCAACCUCCCCAGUUCACAUCAUCAUUCAUGACUUCGCCGCAAACAUUGUGAUGCUCGUGGCUGGCUUUGUGAUCUGUUUGCAGAGUUCCUGGCGCCUCACUGUCUUGGCCUUCACCGUGCUGACUCCGGUGCUGCACAUCUCCAGGGAAUUCAGCCGCUGGGCGAGGAAGCUCAUGGCGUCGCAGCAUACUUUCAUUUGUGACGCUCAUGGCUGCGCCAUCCAAGCUUUGACAAACAUUCGCACUGUGAGGACCUUUGGUGCCAAGGGCAUGGAGCUGGAAAAGUUUCAGUUCCACAUGCAGAAGUUCAAAGACCUGGGUGUGAAGUCUGCCUGGGGCGAAGGAAGCUCAAAUCUACUCUCUACGCUGGUGCAGCAGGGUGCCUCCUUCAUCAUCCUGUGGUAUGGAGGCCACCUUGCCUUGAAGCAGGAGUUUCCGGUUGGUGCCAUCAUCACCUUCACAUACUUGUGGAAUCGGCUCAGUACCGCAUUUACUUCCUUGACAGACAACCUAAACGAGCCGGUGAAGGCAGUAAGUGCAGGCCAACGUGUCUUUGAGCUGAUGGACUUGGAGCCUGAUAUUGCAGAGGAAGGAGGGGAGCCCUUCCCAUCAUCGAAAGUUGGCAUCAGCUUCCGAAAUGUGGACUUCAGCUACCAGUGCCGACCAGACAAGAAGGUUUUGGGUGGAGUCACGCUUGAUCUUGAGGCCGGCAAGACCACGGCUGUGGUUGGCAAGAGCGGCUGCGGCAAGUCCACAUUGAGCAAGCUGCUGCUGCGCUUCUACGACCCUGUGAAGGGCGCAGUUUAUCUCAACGGAGUCGACUUGCAGCAGCUCCACCUCUUGCAGUACCGCGCCAACGUUGGAGUCGUGUCGCAGGAUACACAGCUCUUCCGGAGCUCUGUGUCAGAGAACAUCACUUAUGGACUCCGUGCAACGGAGUACACCCUGCAGGAUGUCGAGCGCGCAGCUUCGCUUGCCAACGCCGACGAGUUCAUCAGAUCUCUUCCCGAAGGCUACAACACCAUGGUAGGUGAGAGUGGCCACGAUCUCAGUGGUGGUCAGAAGCAGCGCCUAAGCAUCGCACGAGCCUUGGUAAGACGGCCGCGCAUCCUCUUACUGGAUGAAGCCACGUCAGCGCUGGACGCGGAGAAUGAGGCCAUGGUCCAGGAAGCUCUUGACUCUCUCAUGCAGCAGAUGCAAGGGGCUUGCACCAUCAUGGUCAUUGCUCACCGUCUCUCAACCAUCAAGAAUGCCGACCACAUUAUUGUUUUGCACGAGGGGGCCGUCGUGGAGCAGGGCACGCAUGAAGAAUUGCUGCAAAACGACGGCAACUACGCCAGCAUGAUCUCCCGCCAACUACAUGGCGACAGCGGCCCCAAGACGUUGGAGCAAGCGAUGGAGGACUUCACUCGUCUCGUCGAGGCUGUGCCUGCAGAGCAGCGCAACCAGCUGCUAAUUGACAUUAUCAACCUCGCAAAAGGUAUGGCAUCCUGA